Messenger RNA from Plenodomus lingam JN3, 3009 nucleotides. RefSeq lists its product as uncharacterized. Gene Ontology annotation, cellular component: nucleotide-excision repair factor 1 complex. Gene Ontology annotation, biological process: double-strand break repair via homologous recombination; resolution of meiotic recombination intermediates; double-strand break repair via single-strand annealing, removal of nonhomologous ends. The record is from RefSeq and is a predicted model, not a curated record. NCBI's taxonomy places the organism in Eukaryota, Fungi, Ascomycota, Dothideomycetes, Pleosporales, Leptosphaeriaceae. Gene Ontology annotation, molecular function: damaged DNA binding; single-stranded DNA binding; single-stranded DNA endonuclease activity.
AUGAUGAUCCUGAAAACCUACCACCAAACCAGUUUGGUGAGAGCAGUCAGGUCUCGUGACCGCGCGACGUUUCGCGGCGACCAUCCCAGCAUGUCACAACACGCGUCACCCCACCUUUCCUGCACCUCCGCGAAUGCCCCUCUUGAUCCAAUGCCAGACGAUGCCCAAGCGCCCGUCAAGCUCUCUCUGCCUCUUGAAUUUCAACAGGACAUCUUCAAAGAGCUGCGCGAAGAAGAUGAGCUCGUUAUCCUCGCUCGGGGGCUUGGCCUACUACGCAUCGUCACGAACCUCCUUCACUCAUACGAUGCGGCUGGAAACAACCUCAUUCUACUCGUGGGCGCCGAUGACCGUGAGAAUGUGUGGAUCGGUGAGGCGUUGGCUGAGCAUGCGGCCGUGAGCAAUGCGCCAAAGUGUCGCGGGUUGAGUCUGGUGAAUACAGAUCUCAUGACUGUGGGGACAAGGGAGAAGAUGUAUGCACAGGGCGGCAUAUUCAGUAUUACGUCACGCAUCCUAAUCGUCGACUUCUUAUCUGGCCUGCUGAAUCCAGAAACGGUGACGGGCGUCGUGGUGCUGCAUGCUGAGAGGGUGGUGGCGACGUCGCUGGAAGCAUUCAUAUUGCGCAUCUACCGACAGAAGAAUAAAGCAGGUUUCUUAAAGGCCUUCUCCGACACACCCGAGCCCUUCACAACUGGGUUUGCGCCUCUGACCCACAUGAUGAAGAACCUGUUCUUAUCGAAACCGGCUUUAUACCCGAGAUUCCACGUCUCUGUCGCCAACUCGCUCGAAGGGCGCAAAAAAGCAGAAGUCAUCGAGCUGGAGGUACCCAUGACGGAGGCUAUGCAGGACAUACAGAACGCGGUCCUGGCAUGUGUGGAAGCCAGUAUCAGCGAGCUCAAAAAGGCCAAUCCAGGGCUCGAAGUCGAGGACUGGAAUGUAGACAGUGCUCUGCACAAGAACUUUGAUCAGAUCAUCAGACGUCAGUUAGAUCCAGUAUGGCAUCGGACGACUUUCAAGACACGGCAGGUCGUCCGUGAUCUGUCACUGCUUCGGACGAUCCUACAUGCACUCCUCACGUACGACGCUAUCAAUUUCAACAAGUAUCUCGAUACUGUUCUAGCAGCAUCGCAACCACCACCUGGGUCAACAAGGCAGAAUCAAUCUCCUUGGCUCUUUCUGGAUGCUGCAGAUACCAUCUUCACAACGGCAAAGCGAAGAGUCUUCAAGGGAAGGAUUUCGAAUGCUGAGCUGGCUAAUAGUUCAAAUGCCGUGCCUGAGUCGUUGGAGCCUGUUCUUGAAGAAUUCCCCAAAUGGGCACAACUCGCAGAUAUCCUACAAGAGAUCGAGCAGGACGGAUACUUUAAUCCUACGCCACAAGACUCGUCCAACGGCUGUAUACUCAUCAUGUGUGGCGACCAAGGCACGUGCUCCCAGCUCAGAGAGUAUCUGCAAACCAUGUAUGUCGAAGCAGAAGAAGCCGUGAAUGAGGAGGAUGGCGACAAUGACCAUGAACCAUCCGCGAGAUUUAUGAUGCGUCGCAAACUUCGCAACUAUCUGGCUUGGAAAAGAGACUUCAGCAAAGUCAGCGCAGCUCUCUUCUCCGAGAACCAAAAGGCCAUCAACACCAGCACGGAUCGAAGCGUUCAAAGUGGCAUAAGCAAGACAUCAAGCAGACCUCCUCCCAACAAACGUCGUCGCGUACGAGGCGGUGGCUACUCAGCAGCAGGCCCAUCUCGCUCAGACACAGGCGCUGUCCGUAUAGCGGGGGACCGCGACUCUCACAUUGCCAGUCUCAUGGCUGAAUUGGAGCCCACCGACUUUGAAGCUGCGCAAAAAUCCGGGGAAGUAGGUUCAGACCCUCUCGACAACAUGGACUCGAUGUACGAGCUCUUCGAUAUGGACUCCCUCGUCAUCGUGCACCCCUACGCCGGUGAUCUCGACGAACACAUCCUCGACGAAACGAAACCCCGAUACGUCAUCAUGUACGAGCCAGACGCUGCAUUCAUUCGACGAAUCGAAGUGUACCGCUCUUCACACACCGAUCGCACCGUAAAGGUCUUCUUCAUGUAUUACGGAGGGAGCGUGGAAGAACAGCGUUAUCUCUCUGCAGUACGAAGAGAAAAAGACGCCUUCACCCGGCUCAUCAAAGAACGAGGCAACAUGGCUCUGACCCUGCACACAAACGCCAAUCUCGCACCCGAAGAAGCCUUUCUUCGUACAAUCAACACGCGCAUCGCUGGCGGCGGCCGUCUGACUGCCACCACGGAGCCCCCGCGCGUCGUAGUCGAUGUCCGAGAAUUCCGCUCCAGUCUCCCCUCUCUUUUGCAUGGUCGCGCAAUCGUCAUUGUACCCUGCAUGCUCACCGUGGGCGACUACGUCCUCACGCCGCAAAUCUGCAUUGAGCGCAAAUCCGUCCGCGACCUCAUCCAAUCCUUCGCCAACGGCCGCCUCUUCAACCAGGUCGAAAGCAUGAUGGAACACUACAAACAGCCCAUGCUCCUCAUUGAAUUUGACGCAAACAAAUCCUUCACCCUCGAGCCGUUUAUGGAUUUCUCGGCCCCUGGUGGUGGCGCUGCUGCGACAAAUGCCUCUGGUCUCGCAGCCGCCCCGGAUCUCCAGUCUAAGCUCGUCAUGCUGACACUGGCGUUUCCUCGCCUACGCAUCAUUUGGAGUUCCUCGCCGUAUCAGACGGCGGAAAUAUUUGCGGAGCUGAAGAAGGGGGCGGACGAACCGGAUCCCAUGAAGGCGGUUCAGCUUGGGCUGGAUCCGAAUAUGGGCGGCGACGAGUUGAGAAGUUUCAAUCAGACGAGUCAAGAUAUGUUGAGAGCGCUGCCAGGGGUGACGGAGAGUGUGGUCACGACGUUGAUGUUGAGGUGUGAGAGUAUUCAUGAACUUGCAAAUAUGAGUGAGAGGGAGGUUUGUUGGUUGAUUGGGACGGAUGUGGGGAGGAGGGUUUGGCGGUUCUUUAAUAGGAGUGUGUACGACAAUGCUGAGAUGCCUACUUGGUCGUAA